This is a messenger RNA of Rhopalosiphum padi (bird cherry-oat aphid), 1879 nucleotides long. Its product is annotated as KICSTOR subunit 2-like. The record is from RefSeq and is a predicted model, not a curated record. NCBI's taxonomy places the organism in Eukaryota, Metazoa, Arthropoda, Insecta, Hemiptera, Aphididae. Gene Ontology annotation, biological process: negative regulation of TORC1 signaling; cellular response to amino acid starvation; cellular response to glucose starvation. The coding region runs from base 656 to 1753 and encodes 365 amino acids. Gene Ontology annotation, cellular component: KICSTOR complex. The transcript has 8 exons.
UCAUUUGUAGUAUUAAUUUAAUUGUUCUCAGGUUCUCUAUAGAGAAUAGAGGUAGAUACUAGAUUGUAGUACUGCAGUUCUAUCCUACUACAACUGUAGUGACUAUAAAUAGUAUAAAUGAUUAUAUUAUAUUAAUAGUAGUAUUAAUGUAUUAUUAUAGUCAUGAUAUGAAUGCAUUACAUAAUACAGUAGCGCCAGUAUCAACACACAAUACACAUUAGUAAUGUAUAAUAAUAAUAAUAAUGUAAUCAUUAAUCAGCUUUAAAAACAUAUGUAUUACAGUAUAAUAUACUUUGAUAUCUACUGUAAAUAAAAAAUAUUUUAAUUAAUUUAUUGGUUUAUAGUUUUAUACUAAUAAUUAUUAAAAUAUAAUUAUUGUUGACAUUGUUUGUUGAUAUUUUAUUGUUUACUAUUGAAGAACAUUUUUUUAUUCAAUACCUAGCUGUAAAUUAUACUUGUAAGACGUAAUAAAGUUUAUUAAAGUAUUAUAAUAAUGAUAUAAACAUGCCAAAAUCUCAAGAAGAAAUUGUUCGUUUAUUUUUUAACUAUUUAUCAAAAUCUAAUUAUGAUGAAGCUAAAGAGUUUAUGGUAAUUUAAUAUUAGCCAUUAGGAGAAACAGCGUUUAGUAUUUUUAAACAAUACUUGGCCCAAGGCAAUGUUUGAUAUUCUAUGUGAUUUUGCUUUGGCCGAAAAGAAUUAUUAUGAUACCAAUUUUGAGCCAUCAAAAAAUAAAAUGCUUGAGCGAAAAGAAGAUGAGAACUACCUGGACUUUGUGUACAAGACUUUGUAUCAAGACCUUGAAAAACUUCAGACUGAGGUUGAUGAUAACUAUGUUAUAAAACUUAUGACUACACUUCUACAGUUUAUAUCCGUUAGACUCCAACUUCUUGAACUAUAUGAUAAGUUGUAUGAAAUUGGAUCAUUAAAUAGUUGGAUUAAUUUUAGUGAGCUAUCUGAAACUGUUGAAAAUAUUCAGAAUGAUCUUAGUAAUUUUUCACCUGUUGAUCAAGUAUUAAGAAUUGUACGUUAUGAACUGGAUUGUAUUCAACAUUUAUUCAAGUGUCAUGAGCAUUUAGGGGAAUGGUCAUAUUUUGAUUCGUUGAUUAGCUUAAAGGAAAGUAGCGAUGCAUUUAUCUUGUGGGAAAAAUGUUAUCAAAACAAAGAGGCCUGGAGAUUUGGCUCGUUGUUUAUGAGCAAAAGCACUUUACCUCCAUUGCUUUUAUGGUUCAAAAGAUUCAAACACAUGACAAUUUCUAAAUUUAUGUUAUAUUUUUACGGAAUACUUGUACGACAAUCAUCGUUGCGUGAAGUUAAGAAUACGAGUGAAACCAAAAAUUUACAUUUUUUUACAAAGAUGCAACAAUUAAAGCAGAAGGCAGAGGCUUUAUCUGCGAUGUUAGUGUUUGAAUCACCUGAUUAUGUUACUGAUGAUGACUCUUCUAAUGGAAGUCAAUCUAUUGUUAAAAUGGAUCCAUUUAUUAAGUAUAAAAUUAUAAUAAGUUAUCCAAAGGUUCCAGUUAAAUUUGAUGUGGUAGAAAAGAUGAAAAUUAAUGAAGAAGAACACUCAGUAAAUAAAAUUGAAAUAAUUACAGAUGAAAAUGUUACUUAUAUGAUAAUGAGAGUAGACUUGAAAAUACUUUUUAUUAUGUGUUUUAAUGGUAAGCCUAAAAAUGAAGAAAGGGAGAAAGCAAGCACAUUAGAAUUUGUUUCAAUGCUUCGAUGUCAUAAAUAUUUCACUUCUGUUAAUAGAUAGAUACAAAUCUUUACAAAGAUUAUUUUUACUUUUAAUUUCUUAUUACUUUAUAAUUUAUUAAUAUUUAAGGUUUGAUGUUUAUUUACUUAACUAUUAAAGCAUUUGAAUACAGAUUUUAUUUUGCCA